This is a messenger RNA of Saccoglossus kowalevskii, 4712 nucleotides long. RefSeq names its product pre-mRNA-splicing factor ATP-dependent RNA helicase PRP16-like. NCBI's taxonomy places the organism in Eukaryota, Metazoa, Hemichordata, Enteropneusta, Harrimaniidae. Gene Ontology annotation, cellular component: intracellular anatomical structure. The record is from RefSeq and is a predicted model, not a curated record. Gene Ontology annotation, molecular function: 3'-5' RNA helicase activity; ATP binding; RNA binding.
UUGAAUAUCAUGAUAUAUAGGGAUAUAACAUACCCUGCUGCAGUCGACGUGAUUGCAACUCAUCAAGAUGGACGAAGACCCGUCUAUGCACAGACUGGAAGGUUCUAAAUAUCAAACAGGAGGAUUGAUUAUAAAAAAGAAAUCAAAUGAAGGAAGCGGCGAAAGAAUUCUUUUCAAAGUUCCUGACGCACCUCGACGAUCGUUGCUUGGUCUUGAUACACUUGCCGCGGAGAAAAAGAAAGAGAAAAGCGGUGAUGGAGUAAAGAAAUCCAGAGUGACGUCAUAUAAGCAUGAAUGGGAUGAAAAUGAUGAUGAAGACGAAGAUGAUGAUAGCGAUGAAGAAGAGGAAGAUUACAAGAAAUAUGAAAAAUAUAGUUCUGGGUCAUCAAAACACAGACAUUACCGAGCACCUAGAGUUGAAACACCAUCCCAUCCAGGAGGAGUAAGUGAAGAGAUUAGAGAUAAACUGCACAGAAAACUAAAAGAUAGGGAAUCCAGAGGUGUGUACGCAUCAUCUAAGGACACUGAGAAAGACAACAAGUAUAGAGAUAGAGACAGGGAUAGAAGGAAAGAAAAAGGUUACAAAGGUAGAUAUGAAAGAGAACGAGAUAAACACUACACGUAUAACAGAAAUGCAGACAUGAGGUCUGAAAGAAGCUAUAAUAGGAGUAGUCGGAGCAGAGAUGAGCCAUCCUCACCAAGACACAAGCCAAGAGAGGGUGGUACACCAUCUAGAUCAACCUGGGAUGAUGAGGAUGAUGCGUCACUACGAAAAACACCAUCAACAUGGGAUAUGCCAUCUCCGUCUGGUUCAGUUCGAGAGCAUGACAGAAGUUAUAGAUCUAAUAGAAGUUCUGAAAGGAGCAGUAGGUCAAAAAGAAGGUCUGAAAAUACACCAUUACCUACGCCAUCAUAUAAAUACAACCAGUGGGCUACUAAUAGAAAGCGAUCAGGAGCAACUCCACGGUACUCUGAAGGUGAAAAAGGAGCUAAAGUUGAAACAGAGGAAGAUAAAGAAGCUUGGGAAGAUGAACAAAAAAAACUAGACAGGCAGUGGUAUGGCAUGGAUGAAGGCUAUGAUGAUCAGAACAACCCAUUUGCCUCUAUGUCCAAUGAAUAUACAAAGAAGAAAGAAGAAGAAUUCCAAAAACAAGUAGUCAAAAGGAUAUCAGCUCAGCAGAGGCAGAUUAAUAAGGAUAAUGAUAGAUGGGAGAUGAAUCGUAUGUUAACCAGCGGUGUUGUGCAGCGAGUAGACGAAGAAGCAGAGAUGGAAGAAGAUAAUGUUGCUAGGAUACAUUUACUUGUCCAUAAUAUUGUACCGCCAUUUUUAGAUGGGAGAAUUGUAUUCACCAAACAACCUGAACCUGUCAUCCCCAUCAAGGAUGGCACAUCAGACAUGGCUAUAAUAUCACGUAAAGGCAGUAUAGUUGUCAGACAGCACAGAGAACAGAAAGAAAGAAGAAAAGCACAACAUAAACACUGGGAGCUUGCUGGUACUAAACUUGGAGAUAUUAUGGGUAUAAAAGAAACUGAUGAAAAAGAUACUAACAAGGAGGGCGAUGUGGAUUACAAGUCCCAGCAACAGUUUGCUGACCAUAUGAAAAACAAGACGGAGGCCACAAGUGACUUUGCAAGGGAUAAAAGUUUGAGAGAGCAGAGGCAGUAUUUGCCCAUAUUUGCUGUCAAAGCUAAAUUGAGCAGUGUGAUACGAGAUAAUAAUGUGGUUGUCAUUGUUGGUGAGACAGGAUCUGGUAAAACUACUCAGUUGACCCAGUACUUGCAUGAAGAAGGUUUCAGUAAGUAUGGAAUGAUUGGUUGUACGCAACCACGUCGUGUUGCGGCCAUGUCAGUAGCAAAACGUGUCAGUGAAGAGAUGGAUGUUAGCUUGGGAGAAGAGGUUGGUUAUGCAAUUCGGUUUGAAGAUGUCACUUCAAAGAGAACAAUAAUUAAAUACAUGACAGAUGGUAUCUUGUUGAGGGAGUCUCUAAGUGAACCUGAUUUGGAUAACUACAGCGCUAUUAUUAUGGAUGAAGCCCAUGAACGGUCACUCAAUACUGAUGUACUAUUUGGACUGCUGAGAGAUGUUGUUGCCAGAAGACAAGAUCUGAAACUGAUUGUCACUUCAGCUACCAUGGAUGCUUCUAAGUUUGCAAGAUUCUUUGGCAAUGUGCCAAUUUUCCAGAUCCCUGGUCGUACUUUCCCAGUUGAUAUUCUCUUCAGUAAGAAUGUUGUAGAAGACUAUGUUGAUUCAUCAGUGAAACAAGCAUUACAGAUCCAUUUACAACCAGCACCUGGUGAUAUCCUUGUAUUCAUGCCAGGACAGGAAGACAUUGAAGUCACAUGUGAUCUCAUUGCGGAAAGACUUGAAGAGAUUGAGAAUGCUCCACAGUUAGCUAUCUUACCUAUCUACUCUCAGUUGCCGUCGGAUCUACAGGCAAAGAUAUUCCAGAAAGCCCCUGAUGGGGUCAGGAAAUGUGUAGUAGCUACAAAUAUUGCAGAGACGUCGCUUACUGUUGAUGGAAUAAUGUUUGUAGUGGAUUCUGGAUAUUGUAAAUUGAAAGUGUUCAACCCACGUAUUGGUAUGGAUGCUUUACAAAUAUAUCCAAUCAGUCAAGCCAAUGCAAAUCAGCGAUCUGGGCGUGCUGGCAGGACUGGACCAGGACAGUGUUAUAGACUGUACACAGAGUCUGCCUACAAGAGUGAACUGCUGACUAUGACUGUACCUGAAAUACAACGUACCAAUUUAGCCAAUGUGGUACUUUUAUUGAAAUCACUUGGUGUACAAGAUUUGCUGCAGUUUCAUUUCAUGGAUCCACCACCACAGGAUAACAUUUUGAAUUCCAUGUAUCAAUUAUGGAUUCUGGGAGCAUUGGAUAAUACUGGUAAUCUCACACCAAUAGGAAGACAGAUGGUAGAGUUUCCACUGGAUCCUGCUUUGUCAAAAGUGUUAAUUGUUUCUUGUGAUAUGGGAUGCAGUGCAGAAAUACUAAUUAUUGUUUCCAUGUUGUCAGUACCAUCUAUCUUUUUUCGGCCCAAAGGACGGGAAGAAGAAAGCGACGCUGCCAGAGAGAAGUUUGCAGUACCUGAAAGUGACCAUCUGACGUUCUUAAACGUCUAUCAACAGUGGAAAAACAAUAACUACUCAGCUAUGUGGUGCAAUGAACACUUUGUCCAUGUGAAAGCCAUGAGAAAAGUACGCGAAGUUAGGCAACAAUUGAAGGAAAUUAUGGAUCAAAGCAAGAUGGAUCUGGUGUCUUGUGGUACUGGAUGGGAUAUCAUUAGAAAGUGCAUUUGUUCUGCAUAUUUCCACCAAGCUGCUAAACUCAAGGGUAUUGGUGAAUAUGUUAAUGUACGUACGGGUAUGCCAUGCCAUUUACAUCCUACAAGUGCCUUAUAUGGUAUGGGAUUCACUCCAGAUUAUAUCGUGUAUCAUGAACUUAUCAUGACAACUAAGGAAUACAUGCAAUGUGUUACCGCAGUGGAAGGUCAAUGGUUGGCAGAACUGGGACCCAUGUUUUACAGCGUUAAAGAAUCAGGAAAGUCAAGACAUCAUAAACGACAACUUGCCAAGGAAGAAAUGAGUGCUAUGGAGGAAGAGUUAGCAAUUGCCAAUGCUCAGCUAGAAACCAGGAAGGAGGAGACGAAAGAAAAGGAAUCAGGCUCAUCAAAAAGACUGAAGAUCUUAACACCUGGCAGACGAGAAGAUCGUAUAAAGUCACCAGCAACACCUAAACGAAAACUUCCAUCAUUUGGUCUGUAGCACUGUACAGUCUGUUUAAUGAAAUCUUAAAACAACUUUGAAUGUAAUAUUGUUAAUUUCUUUCAAAUCUAUUUUUAUUAUUCAUUAUUUGUGCACAUGGAGUCUAUUUUCUUUACUUUUAAACACUAUUGAUACAUUCACAUUUUGCCUAAUGUGCGUAUCAGUGCAGUGAAGUUAUGUAAUAAACAUUCAUGUUCUUAAUAUUACUGUAAGUUUUUGCAAAUAAGCUUGUGGGACAAACUCCAUAAGAUGGACCUCAUGGUAAAAUUUUCCAGUAAAUUCAGUUCUAUACGCGAUUUACAUACAAGAUUUAUAAUCAUUGGCUGCCAGCCUUUUCCUGGUUUGUCAUUAGAAUGGUCAUGCUUUGAAACCAAAUAAUGCCAGCCUGUCUGCCAUCAAAGAGCUGAUUUGUGGUAGAACCCAGUACUACUGAACAAACUGUAACAAACAAAAGUGGUAGGCCAUUGUGCUGACCUUGUCUUUGAUUUAUAAAUCCCUUGUUUUGAAUGUACAUUAACUUUUCAGUGAUUCAAGCAAAUAUGCUCAGCCCAUUACAGUUCGUUGCCAGCAGUGACUGAUCAAAUAACAGUACUAUUUAGGCAAAUGUACACCCACACUCCUGGAUUUCUUCUAGUGAUGGAAUUUGGAAUCAAUGGAGUCUGGCCAUUGACAAUGGAUUUCUCACAUUCAUACCACUCUUUGUAACCCAUUCUUCUGGCUGUAUGUUUAUUCUUGUAAACCAACACUUGUCACUUUCUCUUUAUGCAGAUUGUAAAUUAAAUUGUUACAUUUGUAUUCAUAUAGAGAUUUUAAGCCGCUAUUGUAAAAUUUCUUUAACUUGUAAAAUUGCUAAAUAAUAAUUGUAAAACUUGCGUAAGUUGUAAACUGCUAUUAUGUUAGACUCGUACAUUUUGUAACUGGCUAAUUAAAUCUCACAUAACUUGUACACCUA